Molecule: messenger RNA, 828 nt
Organism: Metarhizium album ARSEF 1941
Lineage: Eukaryota; Fungi; Ascomycota; Sordariomycetes; Hypocreales; Clavicipitaceae
Exons: 1
Coding region: 1-828 (275 amino acids)
Source: RefSeq, a predicted model, not a curated record
AUGCACGACCAUCUCCGCAACCUGGUCCGCAGGGCGUUUCUGAGCAGGGAGAAAACGCGCCGCCCUCAGCAGCCGCGCCAAGCUGUACGACCGCGAUCAAGGCCACUUCUUCCACUUCCACUUCUCACAACCGAAGAUGGCCGUUUUGAAAAGCUCGCUGUUUCGACAAGUAGUUACGGCUUGUUUCACCGGCUGCCUCUGGAAAUCCGCCACAUGAUUCUUGCUGAGGCGUCCGGCUACCGCACCGUCCACAUCGACCUUGCCUUUGACAACCCGCUGGUAAGACAGCCAAGUCUCGCAGCUUCAUCCGGCAGCUCGCCAGACAAAUCCCGGCACUGCGGUCUUGGUAUCAGCUUGGUCCCGGACAAAAGUCAACCGAAGCAAUGGCAAUGGUUCGCCUGCGUGUGCCACCGAGGCGCAGAGUGGACGGCCGCAGAGCGAAAGGACAACUGGCAGGACCUUGGUCGCGCGAUUGGACUGCACGACGACGAAUGUAUCAAGGGCACUGUCUGCUGGUGCGGUACAGAGGCGUCCCAAGGCGUCGGGGGUGACUCGUGCUUCCUCGGCAUCAUGGGCUGGCUUUUGUCAUUCCGCAGUGCUUGCGUCGAGGGCCUCGAGGCUCUCUUCUCUACCAGCACAUUUCAAUUCUCCGGCCUGGACCUCCAGCUCCAUCUCCCUAGACUGAUAUAUCCUCGCUUGCUGCGCCCGAAUUAUCAGCCUGGAGCUUCUCUGGGGCGAUCACGAGCGUCUCCUUGGACAGCACCCUCUGGCCCGGGAGCUGUGAAAUCCAUCUCCUGCCGGGCAGGGAGAGGAUGGGACACUGCGUAG